CGUUCUUACAUUCUCGCUUAAGUUCUUGGUGGAAAAAGAAUUAAAUUUCCUAAAUAAAAAAUUAUUUAGAAAAAAUGUUAAAAUCCGUAAAAUCUUCAUGGAUGUGUAGCAUAUUCUUGCUAUUCAACUUAGUUUCGGGGCAAUACUUUGAACUAAAAUCGGAUAAUGUAACCGUAUGGCAUGACGAUUUAGAGGAUAUUUUAUCUGUUGAGGAUAACAGUUGGCAUAAAGAUAUGGAAGAAACUCGUACUUUGGUUUCAUUAUCAACGCCAGAACCAGUAGACUAUGAUGAUUAUGUUGCAGUGGCAGAGACGUAUAUAGAUAACUGGCAUGGCAGUCCCUUUGAAUCGACCAUUGGUUAUGUAACACCCUUGGUGGGUCCCGCCUCCGAAAUUGUUAUACCACUAAAUGAUAUUUUUAAUAUUAGAAGGAAACGCACAGAUAGUUUGGGUUGGCAAUACGACAUACCUAAAAAUUGCAAACCUGUUAGUAUGGGCACAGCAAAUCGAGUCACUAAGGGUUAAUAAUUAGUGAACAUAAACUAAAAUAAAAAUAAAAUAUAUAAAUGUUGUAAAGUUUUUACAAAUAAUAUAUGAAAUGUAUUGAGUAACAAAGUA
Stomoxys calcitrans (stable fly) is the source of this 617-nucleotide messenger RNA. RefSeq lists its product as uncharacterized. Lineage: Eukaryota; Metazoa; Arthropoda; Insecta; Diptera; Muscidae. The transcript is spliced from 3 exons. The record is from RefSeq and is a predicted model, not a curated record. The coding region runs from base 75 to 524 and encodes 149 amino acids.